AUGAUCGUCACACACGAAUUAUUUGAAAAGCAUGAUGAAUGCAAAUUACAUUUGAUUAGUGUCAAACUGGAUAAUGUUCCCGACCAAUUCAAAACCGAUCUUUGCAUUUUCCAAGGACGAAUUUUCCAACCGGUUAUUCAAUUAGAUGAGUAUCUAUUAUUGAUGCGUCCAUUACUCUUGCCAAUAAAAUCACCUGUCUCACCUUCUGCACACUCCUACCUCUCACACUUCCUGCACACUCUUACUUCUCUCACUUCCUGCACCCUGUCACCCCCUGCACCUUCUUACCCCUCUCACCCUCUGCACCUUCUUAAUUCUCUCCCCCUGAACACUCUUACCUCUCUCACCACCUGCACCAUCUUACCUCUCUCACCUUUUUCACCCUCUUACCACUCUCACCACCUGCACCUUCUUAUCUCUCUCACCUCCUGCACCCUCUUAUCUCUCUCACUCCCUGCACCCUCUCACCUCCUGCACUUUCUUAUCUCUCUCGCUUCCCUUCUCAUCAACCCAAAAAAGAUCUCACAUCAAAGGACGCAAGUACUUUUCACAAAUUUUAUAUUAUCUUAA
This is a messenger RNA of Acanthosepion pharaonis, 570 nucleotides long. The record is from the annotation of a GenBank genome assembly. Lineage: Eukaryota; Metazoa; Mollusca; Cephalopoda; Sepiida; Sepiidae.